GGCGGCGGCGCCAUAAAGGGAGGCGGCGCGGCCGCGCACCUCAGUGCGAGCUGCGGCAGCGCGCAGAGCGGGAGGGCAGCGGCAGCGCUCGGCAGGCUUCCCCCUUAGCCCCGUCCUUCUGUCUGCUCCUUGGAACCCGGCUUUCUCCCGCCCGCCUUCCAGCAUGAAAGCCUUCAGCCCGGUGCGGUCCGUCAGGAAAAACGGUCUCUCGGAGCACAACCUGGGCAUCUCCCGGAGCAAAACGCCCGUGGACGACCCCAUGAGCCUGCUGUACAACAUGAACGAUUGCUACUCCAAGCUGAAGGAGCUGGUGCCCAGCAUCCCGCAGAACAAGAAAGUCAGCAAGAUGGAAAUCCUGCAGCACGUUAUCGACUACAUCUUGGACCUGCAGAUCGCCCUGGACUCGCACCCGAGCAUCGUCAGCCUCCACCACCAGAGACCCGGGCAGAACCCUUCCUCCAGAACUCCUCUGACCACCCUCAACACAGACAUCAGCAUCCUCUCGCUACAGGCGUCCGAGUUCCCCUCAGAGCUCAUGUCAAGCGACAGCAAAGCACUUUGUGGCUGAGCCGAACGCUGUAUCUGGAGGAGGAGGAGAAGACGACAAUAAACAACUCCACGUUAACUAAAAGGACUUUUUAAAAAUAAAGAAGAAAGAAGAAAAUAAAAACAAACCUAAACUCGAGAUCUUUAUCCUCCCCACCCCUCAUUCUUCAACGUGGACUGAACCUUAGUUAUUUAUGAAGAGACUCUUGAAUGCCCUUUCCCUAGAUGGAAGGCUUCCUUUAUAUACUAUUCCCGACGUGGGGAGCGACACACACACACACACCACAACGGCACCAACAGAAGCCUCACAAGGAGCUGCCCUUUCUCUUUUUCCAAGCAGACUUUGCCUUUUUCUUCCAAAGGUGGAGCGUGAGUACCGAGAAGGAAUCCAGCCUCCAGUUCUCCUGGGAGAAACCGGUGGUCAGAAAUGUUAACCUUCGUUGUUUUGUGGUUUGGGUUUGGUUUAUUUUUUUUUGACAC
Molecule: messenger RNA, 1026 nt
Organism: Dryobates pubescens (Downy woodpecker)
Lineage: Eukaryota; Metazoa; Chordata; Aves; Piciformes; Picidae
Gene: ID2
Product: inhibitor of DNA binding 2
Exons: 3
Coding region: 164-568 (134 amino acids)
Biological process (GO): cell differentiation; negative regulation of transcription by RNA polymerase II; circadian regulation of gene expression
Cellular component (GO): nucleus; cytoplasm
Molecular function (GO): transcription regulator activity; protein dimerization activity
Source: RefSeq, a predicted model, not a curated record